AUGGCGCUGAUCAUUCGCCAUAUCUCGGGUGAGGAGGUGGCGCAAUUGGAUGAUGAAGAACUGGAAAGACUCGUUUUAAAACAUGGCAACAAAGUCAGGUCUUUGAAAGAUUAUUGCAAAUCUCUCUUUGGCACAUCUGUCUACAAGCAGCGCCUUCUUAAGAACGGUGAAAUCUUGAGCGAUAACCAUGCCUUGACGGACUUGAGCUCAGCAGAGAUACUGGGUCCUGAAGAAGAGUGGAUUUUAGUUCCGGCAUGUUUCUGGUUGAUUUUGCAAUCACUACAGGUGAAGUAUCAAAGUCAAUUGCAAACCCGGACCUCCUUGUGCCUGGUAUGCCUAUGCAUGCCUUGCAUAUUUUGUUCUUGGUGUGUUGUACGCUUAGCGGAGCUGACUUUUCCGCUUGCUGUUUUCCCAAGAAUCGAUGUCUUGAAGGAAUGGUUUCAGUCUGUGGCGGUGUGA
This is a messenger RNA of Durusdinium trenchii, 459 nucleotides long. Lineage: Eukaryota; Dinophyceae; Suessiales; Symbiodiniaceae. The record is from the annotation of a GenBank genome assembly.